AUGUGGGAUCCUGGGAAUUCUCUGGAUAUGGAGACUGGCGUGGGCACUUCACGCCCGAAUUCUGGGGUCGACACUGAUCCCAGUGUUGCGAAUCCGCCUCGGGACCAGGAUGCUUGGUUGGCAAAACUUAAGCUGGCGAUUGAGAAUGACAGCGGUCCAGAGCUGGACGAGUUGCUGGUCCACGGAGUGCGGCUGCAAAACGGCGUCAGCACGCUCCUGCCAGCCCGGGGUUGUGGCGAGGAUCCAAUGCUUACACCCUUGUUGUUCGCUGCCAAACAAGGCAGUGUAAACGCUUUCGACGCCCUCCUUAAACAUGGCUUGGAGGUCGCAUCCCAGACAACUACAGAUGACGAGACGGCUCUUCACCUCGCUGCCCGAUGGGGGCGUAUUGCCAUCAUGGAAAGGCUUCUCGAGAUUGAUCUGGAUCUCCUGGAUCAGAAAGCUUCAAACGGCAACACGGCAUUGCUCGAGGCAAUAAACGGGGCACAACCAGCUGCUGUUGAAUACUUGCUCCGCCAGGGUGCCGACUUCACGGUUCCAGGUCGACAUGGUCGGACUGCUUUAUUCUACACGCGUUUUCCAAACGCCUAUCCUUUACGCAAAAUCUUGUUCACAACGAUAUUCUCUGACGAUACUGCGGAAGGGCGAGAGAAGGCGAGACGAUUUGUAACAAUGGCAGACGAUUUCGGAGCGACGGUCCUGAGUGAAGCGGCGACGUCCGGCUACAUCGAAACUGCACUGCAUUUGCUCUCUACCCCGGCUUACUUUCCGCAGUCUCCUUUGCGAGACGAAAUAACUAGAUCCGAUGAUGAAGAGGCAGGGAAGGUGGAGGCCAUUCUCCAAAAGUGGAAGGAAAGUGCACAGCCCGAUGAGAAGCAGCGUCACCAGGCACCGGUGGCCUAUUGGGCCGUGGUCAAUGGGCGCGAGAGCCUACUUGACCUUGCUCACCAGAUCACCCUGGACAGGGACGGAGCUUCUUGGAUCCAUGUGGCUGCUAUCGGAGGCCAUACCCACGUUGUGAAGAAAUUCUCGAAGCAACAAUCAGAUCUCCUUAUCCCAGCCACAGCGGGGCUCACUCCAUUGCACUUAGCUGCUGCACAUGGCCAUGUUGAGCUGAUAAGGGACAUGGUCAAAGUGCUCCAGGAGCCACUACCGGUUGGUAACAGAGCAAUUGCCUCAAACACUGAAGGCCAAGCCGAGGAAAACGUUCGACACGGUGGCAUCUUGGACAUUAUGCUUGAACCAACGAAGCAAGGCCACACCCCAGUCGAUCUCGCCGUUCAGGGAGCCACGGAGAAGCACAUCCUCAUCGAAGACUUGCUCUGGGACGAGUUCUUUAAGAUAGCUGCCCAGCAGGCUGACCUUUUCCAUGGUUUAGCAGACGAUGUUCGACCUAACGCGGCAAAUGAGCUACUGGAGCUUGCCGCCAGAAGUCGCCCGUCGCGAAGGGACCAGAGAGUUAGACAACUUUUCCAGGUGAUGGUGGUGCACCGACUCUUGCCAGACUGGCGCACAUCGUCAAUUUCCCACCUCCCAAGAAGCGGUUCCAACCCUUUACACUGGGCAAUUUACUACCAACGUCCAACCGUCGUUUGGUGGCUUCUAGCCAGCGGUGCAUACCUUGGGGAAAGGAAUGUCGCGCGCGCCAUGAUGCUCAAUGCUCAAAUACACGAAAGUAUUUCAUAUUCGGAACGGCAUAAGAUAAAGCACAAUAUGAUCAUUGAAGGGCUGCUUUCUGACCCUCCUCCCAUCUGGAACUGGCCACCCCCAAGGGAUUUUAACCCUCCGUCGUUUCGACACAUGCUUCAUAAGUAUCACUAUGCACAGGGGUUAAUUAUGGAUUCAUCCAGCCGGACAGACCCCACCUUCUAUCCCAAGCGGCCCCGCAUUUGGGAGAUGAUAUAUGGCAAGGGACCGCGGAGGAUUAUGGCUGGUACCCACUAUCAAAGAUUUGCCACGGUGAAGAGAGGUAUCCAGGCCUCGACCGAAAGUCCUUAUGGAUUCGAAAACAGCAUGAACGAGGGACUGAGUGUGGAUGAGGAGAUAGGGAAUAGCAAGGCUUCAGAAACAUGGCGGAAUUGCCAUCUAAGACUACUCCAUUUGCCGAUGAACGAUGACUUAGUAGUCAGGCUCUGCCGAGAUAAGGGUCUGACGAACCGCGACCAUCGCCCUUUAGAAGACUUCGUGCAGCAGAAUAGUGUAGCCGUACCGGCUGGGGGUAGGAAAUAUUGCAUGAAGCCGCAGUGUGUGGUUAGUAUGCUCCUACGACCCCGUUCUCCGCGUGUUGCUAUUCAUUCCAAGCUCCUGACCGUCUGUCAACAGAAGUGGCAACAAGCCCCAACGAUGCAGCAAAGAAGCAAGCGAACGUUACAAGCCAAGCCCGCGGCGGAAACCCGUGGUGUUGAAAUGAUUUCGGUUCAUAUGCCAUACUUGUCGUGGACAGAUCGGCCGGUAGGACCAGCAGAGUUACCCUUGGGCGAGGAGGCCGAAAAACAGUAUCGGGAAAUGCAGCAACCAAUGACAUUGGCCCAGUAUUACUAUGUCUCUAAUGAGGACACGACUCAGCGUGAUAUGGAUCAGGUAAUGGGAAGAUACAUAGUCAGGCAGACCAAAGGAGUGAUGGGAAAGACAGGUGGUACGAGAAGAGUUAGCAACGAUACUGCUCCAUCGUCUAGGCAAGACGAAAACACGAUGAUAGACGGAGAGGCACAUCCCGAAUACGAAGCGCCUACGAAGUUGAUGACUGUUAAUCAACUCUGGGUUUGGCUCCUUGAUGACGGUACGUUAUCCUGGCAGCUCUGCCAGUCAUCCCUCGUCGGCAUGGAAAACCUGACCAGUGUUCCCAUUGCAGACACAAUAAUCGCCUGCACGCCCAGAGAACCAGACGGAGAUGACAGGGGCUUCAUAGAUUACUUGGUGAGCAAACUUGAACACCAGGCAAAGGGAUCAUCGGUCACAUCAAAAGUCAUGGCCCGGUUGCUCAUUGGCACCGCCGUCAGCCUCUUCAACGAGAAACAUAUCCCAGUACUGGGGACUCUGAGAUCGCCCCUGGAGAUCUUCCAGGCCUCCCUCCAAUACGCGCGGGAUUUGGAAGCACACCUUCUCAACAGAUUCGAAACCUCUUUGGGAGCUGACGAGGCUGACAAAGGAGGAUCCGAUACCGAACACACAGUGGAACGUGAGAUCAAUAACGGAUUCCUCAGGAUCGAAGCGGAGACCGGAUUCCUGCGGGAGUUGAAACAUAUCUGCGACGAGCUCAACAUCCUCAAAAAUCUAUGUGAAGACCAAGAACACGUCUGGGCGCAAGCGGCAGAGGUUCUAGGCAAUGACGACCAUUCCACCCACAGUGCAAAAAGCACCCCAAGCGAAGUAAAAAGACAGAUUAUAGGAAUGAUCCGCGAAGCCGAAGCCAUGCAGAGGAACAUCGAGUCUCUGCGAGACACGAGGCAGAGGCAAGCUAAUGUCCUGGAAGCGAGGUUUGCGCGGCAGCAAGCCGCGGAAACGGCGAGACAGGGGGAUACAAUUGUGGUUUUCACUGUCGUGACCAUCAUCUUCCUCCCGCUCUCCUUCCUCACGAGCUUAUUCGCCCUGAAUAUCAACGAUUUCCCACACAAGGGUGACGAUGUCGUUUAUCGAGGAGGGUGGAUCUUCCCAAUCCUCUUCGGCGUAUCGGCGGUUGUUUCUGGCUUCUUCAUGACAGUUGCAUUUCAGGUCAACUCGCUUAAGAAGCACAUAGCUCCUGUAUGGCAGCAUGUGAAGGGCGGGGUUAGAGGCGUUGCGUUAAGGAAGCGCUAA
This is a messenger RNA of Aspergillus mulundensis, 3795 nucleotides long. RefSeq lists its product as uncharacterized. NCBI's taxonomy places the organism in Eukaryota, Fungi, Ascomycota, Eurotiomycetes, Eurotiales, Aspergillaceae. Gene Ontology annotation, cellular component: membrane. The coding region runs from base 1 to 3795 and encodes 1264 amino acids. Gene Ontology annotation, biological process: metal ion transport; transmembrane transport. The transcript is spliced from 7 exons. Gene Ontology annotation, molecular function: protein binding; metal ion transmembrane transporter activity. The record is from RefSeq and is a predicted model, not a curated record.